Salvelinus namaycush (lake trout) is the source of this 611-nucleotide messenger RNA. RefSeq names its product small nuclear ribonucleoprotein D1 polypeptide (gene snrpd1). The coding region runs from base 111 to 470 and encodes 119 amino acids. The transcript has 4 exons. The record is from RefSeq and is a predicted model, not a curated record. Lineage: Eukaryota; Metazoa; Chordata; Actinopteri; Salmoniformes; Salmonidae. Gene Ontology annotation, cellular component: SMN-Sm protein complex; pICln-Sm protein complex; commitment complex. Gene Ontology annotation, molecular function: RNA binding. Gene Ontology annotation, biological process: spliceosomal snRNP assembly; RNA processing.
CGGUGUUGCUGCGACGAAACGUAUUUUAUACACAGCGGCCUGUGCGCUCAGUUAUACGCUGUAAUUUUUUGUCUUUGGUGGAGAUUUUGUCUCUGCAAUCCAUCACCAACAUGAAACUCGUACGCUUUUUGAUGAAACUCAGCCACGAGACUGUGACCAUUGAGCUGAAGAAUGGAACCCAGGUCCAUGGAACUAUCACAGGUGUGGAUGUGAGUAUGAACACUCACCUGAAGGCGGUAAAGAUGACUCUGAAGAACCGUGAGCCCACCCAGCUGGAGAGCCUCAGUAUCCGUGGGAACAACAUCAGAUACUUCAUCCUGCCGGACAGCCUGCCGCUGGACACUCUGCUGGUCGACAUAGAACCCAAGGUCAAGAGCAAGAAGAGAGAGGCUGUGGCUGGGCGUGGAAGAGGCAGAGGAAGGGGGCGUGGCAGGGGGAGGGGCCGAGGCAGGGGAGGGCCCAGGAGAUGAUCGCCAUUACUACGCGGCUGUCAGUCAUGUCCUAUUGUUUGUACAGCAACGUUUUUGUUUUGUCAUUUUUCUGAGGAAACUUUUGUGAAUCCCGAGCCCGACUUGUUUGUUAUUUUGUAUAUUAAAGAUAUUCCACAUGAA